AUGGGCGUGGCGAAAUCCCUGGGCCAAGAUACCCUAUAUGCGAUGCAGGCAGCAAAUUGUAUUCGGUUGAGAUCGAAAACCGAGGCGCUAAUGCAGGCUCUUGGAAAAGUUAUCAGUUUUAAAAUUGAGAAGACGGACGUUAUUGAGGGAGAGGUGGUGGAGAUACGAAUUGAGAGGGAGAGGUUAUUGAGUGAUGGCUGGGCGGCUUCAAGGACAGGAAAGCUGACGCUAAAGACAACAGAAAUGGAGAUGGCAUGUGACUUAGGGGCGACAAUUAUUGAGACCUUGGAGAAGGAAAAGGUGCAAGUGAGAACAGUAUUGCAAUCCAUAAGGCCUCAGGGAAGAUCACAUAGCUCGAGAGGUCAUUCUCGAGGUCUAUGGAUUAUGAUGCCAUGGGCCAUGGGGCCACAGACCAAGUUUGUGCAGUGCCCUGAAGGGGAGCUGCAGAAGAAGAAGAAGGUUGUGCAUUGCAUUACUCUUCAUGAGAUCAAUGUUUUCAGCAACAGAAUACUUUACAAAACACAUUCGGAAUCUGUGGUUAAUAGUUGGAGAGAAGAAGAUGAGAGAGAGGAGAUUGCGGGGGGAGAGGAAAGAGAUGAAGAUUUGAGUCCUAUGAGGUCCCAAUUUCUGCAAUACUCUGUAAGGCUGGUCUCCAUUGCCCUCCUCCGCCGUGGUGCCUGCCCGUACCUCUGCCACCACGGUUGCUACCAGGGUGUUGCGCAUCCUGCUCCGUCUGAAAAAUGGGCACAAGGAAUCACAUAA
Fraxinus pennsylvanica is the source of this 762-nucleotide messenger RNA. The record is from the annotation of a GenBank genome assembly. NCBI's taxonomy places the organism in Eukaryota, Viridiplantae, Streptophyta, Magnoliopsida, Lamiales, Oleaceae.